Molecule: messenger RNA, 6208 nt
Organism: Dromiciops gliroides (monito del monte)
Lineage: Eukaryota; Metazoa; Chordata; Mammalia; Microbiotheria; Microbiotheriidae
Gene: GDF11
Product: growth differentiation factor 11
Exons: 3
Coding region: 1-1185 (394 amino acids)
Biological process (GO): SMAD protein signal transduction
Cellular component (GO): extracellular region
Molecular function (GO): cytokine activity; growth factor activity
Source: RefSeq, a predicted model, not a curated record
AUGGUGCCCGCGGCCCCAGUGCUCUUCUGCCUCCUGCUCCUCGCCCUGGAGCUGCGGCCCCGGGGGGAGGCGGCCGAGGGCCCGGCGGCCGGCGGGGAGCGCGGGACCCAGGCGUCCGAGGAGCCGGAGGGCUGCCCCGUGUGCGUGUGGCGCCAGCACAGCAAGGAGCUGAGGCUGGAGAGCAUCAAGUCGCAGAUCCUGAGCAAACUGAGGCUCAAGGAAGCGCCCAACAUCAGCCGCGAGGUAGUGAAGCAGCUCCUGCCCAAGGCGCCCCCCCUGCAGGAGAUACUGGACCUACACGACUUCCAAGGCGACGCGCUGCAGCCCGAGGACUUCCUGGAGGAGGACGAGUACCACGCCACCACCGAGACCGUCAUCAGCAUGGCCCAGGAAACGGACCCUGCCGUGCAGACAGAUGGCAGCCCCCAUUGUUGCCACUUCCACUUCAGCCCCAAAGUGAUGUUCACAAAGGUGCUGAAGGCCCAGCUGUGGGUGUACUUGAGGCCAGUACCUCGUCCUGCCACCGUCUACCUGCAAAUCCUUCGUCUCAAGCCCCUCAGUGGGGAAGGAACUGCAGGGGGUGGAGGGGGAAGUGGGGGGGGUGGCCGGCGCCACAUCCGGAUCCGAUCCCUCAAGAUCGAGUUACAUUCAAGAUCGGGCCACUGGCAGAGCAUCGACUUCAAGCAGGUGCUGCACAGUUGGUUCCGCCAACCACAAAGUAACUGGGGCAUUGAGAUCAACGCUUUCGAUCCCAGUGGCACUGACCUGGCUGUUACCUCCCUGGGGCCAGGGGCUGAAGGGCUGCACCCAUUUAUGGAGCUUCAUGUGCUGGAGAACACAAAACGGUCCAGGCGGAAUCUGGGCCUCGACUGUGAUGAGCAUUCGAGUGAGUCCCGGUGUUGCCGAUACCCACUUACCGUGGACUUUGAGGCCUUCGGCUGGGACUGGAUCAUCGCACCCAAACGCUACAAGGCCAACUACUGUUCUGGCCAGUGCGAGUAUAUGUUCAUGCAGAAGUACCCACAUACCCACCUGGUGCAGCAGGCUAAUCCCCGAGGCUCAGCUGGGCCCUGUUGUACUCCCACCAAGAUGUCCCCCAUCAACAUGCUUUAUUUUAACGAUAAGCAGCAGAUUAUCUACGGCAAGAUCCCCGGCAUGGUGGUGGAUCGCUGUGGCUGCUCUUAAGGUGGGGGAUGAGAGGACCCUCUCCCCCACAAACCCCACCCUGGAUCCCCAGCCCUGACCCUUCCCCGGACCCAGGCCCUAGAGCUCCCCCCCCAACCCCUCUUAAACAAAAUGUCCUAUUCCCCAUCCCUCCCCAAGCAGUGUGCAAUACAGCAGAGGAAGAUAGGGGAUAGAGACAAGAGGGGUGAGGGACUUGUGGGGGAAAAGGCAAUGGGCAAGUCAGGGAGUGUUUGGGAUUCUGCAGGUGAGGGUGUGUGGAAAGAAGAUAUAGAGGGAGAGAGUGAAGUAGAGAGAGAUAGAGACAGGCAGAAGGAUGACAGGGAUAGAAAAGUGUGAGCAGGAACAAAGGGAUACAAGAGGCAGAAAAGAGAGACUAGGCAGAGAUGAAAUCAAGUGAAAAUAUAGGGACAGCUAGGGAUGGAGAGUGAGCCUCAUACCGUCUUUUUUCCUUUGGGUCUGGUGUAAUAUAGGACAUUCUAUCCAUGCACCAUGGCCUGGAGAAGAGGAAAGAGGUUUUCAACACAGGCCCAGAUCUCCCAUCUUCCCACAGUGGACAGGGGAAAGGGGGGUAGGAGUUGGGGAUGGCAAAGAGUGGGAAGGAUUUUGACAUUUUAUUUAUUUAUUUAUUGUAAUUUUUCUUUUCAUUUCUGGUGUUUGGCUUUACGUAGAAAGAGAUUUUGAGAUUCCCCCUCCCCCUCUUCCACUGUGCCCUAUUUACUUCUUAAACCAUGGAACCCUGCUAUAUACCCCAAUACCCACCCACUCAAGCACUUGUAUAAAAACAUCAGGGGUUGGGAAUUAGGGGCAGAGGGAGUCUGAAUUCCCCACACAGCUCACUUUCAAGUUUAAUUGGAGAGUCAAGCGGUCCUAGGCUGUAAGACCCAGAAAGGGGAAUUAGGGGCUAAGGGGAGGGGAGGAACUAGCAAAGCCCCAAAAUAUCCAAGUUCAGUUAGGACAGCAAAUGACUCCAAGAUCUACCCUUUCCCUGUUAGUGAUAUAACUAGAAGGCAAUGACUGGUCAGUGUGCACAAAUGCCCCCAAGCUAAGAGAGACCAAAGAGCCUGUGGUAUCCCUCUUCCCCUAGUCAUUUUCAGGUCAGUAAAAGGGCCAUAGCUUGAAACUAGAGGGGCCCCCCUGAGUCCCAGGGUUCUUGAGGGAGAGAAAACAGGAGCUAUAGUAGUUGGGGGAGUGAGGGACUAGGGGAGGGGGAGGGGGGAGGGUUAGUGGUGAUUCUUACAGAAAGUUUUGAAGGGUUUAAAUAAAAAUGACCACCCUGGGCUGGGAAUUGGUGAUCAAGGGAAGGAGGAAUUAUGGAGAGAGAAGUUUAUUCCAAGCCCCACAAGCUCAGGGCAAACAGGGAAGGGGAAGACAUGAAAGUGGUGUCUGUUACUCUAAUUAUGAUUUUUAUCUUUUUUUUUGGAAGUCAGUAAGUAAUACCUGGCAGCAAGGAGUGGACACAUCAGAAAGUGUGUGUGGUGGGGAUGGAGCAUGACAACAGAUUAGUUAUAGCAGAGUAGGGGGAGAUGGGUUCCAAGAGCAAACCAUUCUCCUGUCCCCCUCCCCCAAUUCCCAAUCCCUAACUCUGCACUUCUCUCCCACCUAUACUUCUUCUCUCCCCUUCCCCCCUCCCACCCCCCAUGCCUCAGUUCCCGCUUCUUGGUGGAACAGAAGCAGCAAGCAGCUGAAGCAAAGAGACGAAUCCUGAGCACUUACCACGGGCACUUUACGGACAUGAAAUACCUCUCGAUAUUUUGGGGAGCAAGCGGGGGGGCCAGGGCAGAUGAUGAAGGGAUGUUGAGGGCUUCAGGGAGUUUUACAGUCUGGUGAAUUGUGAAGUGUAUAGUAGGGGAAGGCUUCACAAAACAGGGCCCUCAACAAAGAGUUGAGGGAAUUCUCCAGGUUAUGGGUUCUUCAUAUACUACUGCCUCCACUGGUUCAUUUUUCAUCUAGGAUCCCUGGGACCCUCUUGAGUCCUGUAGGCAGCUAGAGAGAUAUGAAGGGACAAGCCCCUGUAGGCAAAGCUCAGAGUGGUCACUGUUAUGACCAGGGGCCUUGUUUGGGGAUAAGAUUGGGCCAAGGUCAAAGGCACCAGACAUUGUUGUUGGGAAGUUUACUCUGAAGGCCCCAAUUCUAGCCUGCCCUGAAGUGGGUGCAGGACCUGGCCAAAGGAACUUGACUAUCUUUCCCUGGUGAGGGGAUGAUGGGGGCCUCAGUAUUCUUUUUCCCAUUCUCAGGAGGAGAGAAGGUAUUUUGGGAGAGGGGUGAUGUUUUCAUCCCACCUCCUAAUCUUGGCAGGUUCCCCAGUCUCUCCUCUUCAGCCCUGUUCUUUACGAUUCUUACCACCCCAAUCCAAGAAAAACUAUGUACAUAUCACCACCACUCCACAUCCCUGGUGGGGAGGGAGGCGAGAACCAGAGAGGUCAAGAUCAGAAGAUGACUCCUCCAGAAUCAAACACUUGAUCUCAGGCCCAUGGGCCAGGCCAAGGGUAGGGGCAUCAUUUGACCUCCCAUACAGGUUGUAAGGGAGACUAGAGCCUUGAACUUGGGGGGAUACUUAGAAGACACCCCCAUUCCUACCAAAUAAAGACCUUGGGGGAUAUAAGGCUCUUUUUCUUUUGGACAUGAACUUAUUGAGUCUCAAUCCCCUGUCACCCCAAAGAGGUUAUUAGAGACAGGGCUCAGAGACACAGAAGGAUCUAGGGAAUGUUUCCUUGCGUCAAGUGUAUGGACCAAUCCAGUGCCCCCUCUGACCUCAUAAUUAUUAUUCUUUACUUCUGUGUAUAUGUCACACUGUGUACGUGAACCACUUUGUUUCUGUACUGGUCAUCUGAGAAGGCUGGGGGUAGCGAGGGAGAUGGGAUGUCAGGGGGCACAGGGAGGCCUCAAAAGAAUUACAGAGGACUUCUUUACCAAGACAGUUUCCCAAAGGAUGCACGGAAAUGAAGAUAUGGGGCAGUUUCUGAGUUAUGUGACAUAGGACAGAGAUAGCCAUCGGCCCUUUUUGGGGUUUUUCAAAAUGAUUUUUUGGAGUUUGGUGGUGGUCACAUGACCCAAUCUAGCACUUGAACCUGAAAGAAAAAUAAUAAAGUCAAAGAGUUUAGCACUGAGCUCUCCUCCUCCUAUAGCCAAACUCAUAGGAUUUAGAGCUAGAAGGGACCUUAAAAGAUUCUCUCACCCCCUGAGGGGUGAGGAAAAGGCUCCUAGAAGUGAAAUGUGACUUACACAUUGUGGUCACACAUAAUUACAUAAGCAGCAGAAGUAAUAUGCUACCUAUCCGAUUGCAUGGUACCCACUGCUGAUACAAGGGCACCCUUCUCAAUCCACUUGAUACUAUGGAAACCAGGAAAAGGGCCAGAAGGAGAUGACAGAAGCAAGCCCCGAGUUAAGGCUUACAAGAAGAGUCCUAUGGAAGACACAACAGUCACUCCCUGCCUCCAAAGAAGGCACAUUGAGGGGAAAUAGAUUAAUUCCCUGGUAAAGGAAGGGACAUUUAAGAGGGUCCAAAGUAAUUCAACUUAGAUGAAAACAAUCCUCCUAGAAUAACCCUAGGAGGAGCAGAAUAAUCUCCUAAGAGGUUGAAUUAGAAGAUUCCCCAAGGUCCUUUCCAACUCUCAAAUCCUAUCAUUUCAACCACAGCCUUUCUCUGCCUCCCCUUCUCCCUGAAGCUUCUUCUCCCUUGCCAAAGUCAUAAAUAAAACCAAUGUGACCAUUUGGUCAACCCGUUGGUUGCUAGGCAACCAACCAUUUCAUCCCCACCCACACCCCCAAGGGUCUCCUCGAGUCCAAACCCUGCAAUUUCCCCGUCUCCAGACUACAGAUUCUCAGGCUGGGUUGGUUAUGGGGUUGGUCAGGAUCGGGGUUGGGGUAGAGAUAUCUAUGCUUCAGAGACUUAGAGAAACUUCUUCCAGACCGUUUAAAGUUGUAAGGGAUCUUCGAGGUCACUAAGUCCAACUCCCUCAUUUUACAGAUGAGGGCCUCAUUUAUGUUCUUAUAGUGUCUUGAGAUUUGUCAAAUACUUUACAUAUUAUCUCAAUUAAAUCCCACGAGAACCCGGUCAGGUAGGGGUGGUUAUCCCCACUUUACAGACAAAAUAGGCUGACAUAUUAUAUUCACACAGCUAAGAAGUGCCUGAGGCAAGAUUCAAACUCUCGGGUCUUCCUGACUCCAAGUGCAUGAUUUGAUUCACUAAGCCACUUCUAUCUCAGAUGAUCAAACAGAGGCCAGUGGGGUCCAAAGAUCUUGGAUGUAAACCUUGAAAGGGACCUCAGACCAGAGAUAAGGCCCUCACAUCAUAGAUAAAGAAUAUAUUGAUUGAUGCUGUCAUUGAAAACAUGAAUAUCUCUUUCUAAAGUCGGUGUGUUUAGAUGCCUCUGAGAUGUUUUCAGGGACUGGAAAACCAGUCCAUACCCAUUAUGCCAAUUAUGAUAGAGCUGCCUAGCUCUGCCCUGGACCUAAAUGCCACCAUGACAACUGAGGCAAGGGCAAAGAGAAUAAGUUGUACUGCCCCCCCAUCCACUCACUCCCUCGUACACAGAAAUGUCUCCAAACACUCUUGGUUUUGACCUAAGCUAAAAAUAUUCUACCCCUUUUCAUGUGGUUCCUAUACUCCCUACACUACCUGGAAUUGGGGAAAGAGGACCUUCAUAACACAAACCAGCAAUUUCUGAAGUGGGAUAUAGCAUCCAGGCCCUAUCCCCCCACUUUUCGGCCAGUUCAUGCUUCUUCACUCCUAUUAUCUAAUCCUUGAGUGUGGGGACAGAAAAGCUAGUCGUUCCCUAAGCCCCAGUGAAGUAGUAGGGGGGCUAAGCAGGGCCAGCUGGUUGAGGCAUUUAUAGCUUCCUGUUCCUGUGAGGUGGAAACUGAGGUAGAGUGCCCCAGGCCCUGACACUCAGGAAAGUGGAAGGAGGAAUUAGCUACCUCUCCCAUGCCCCACCCCAUCCUGCCUAACAUGGACAAUCCUAGCUGGGAUCUGUGCAGUUUAGGAAGUAAACUAUGCAUUACUUGUGUGAUUUCCAUAUCAACA